Messenger RNA from Anopheles marshallii, 882 nucleotides. RefSeq names its product UPF0692 protein CG33108. The transcript is spliced from 3 exons. NCBI's taxonomy places the organism in Eukaryota, Metazoa, Arthropoda, Insecta, Diptera, Culicidae. The record is from RefSeq and is a predicted model, not a curated record. Bases 1 to 882 code for a protein of 293 amino acids.
AUGUCGAACAGCACUCCUUCGCCUCCUCCAUCGCCACCGCCACCACCACCAUCACCUGCGCCACCACCGCCCACCCAGCCCAAGACGCCCCUGUCCGAACUCAACCUGGAUGUGCUCAAUAACAGCAGCAACCGUAUCGGUAAACCGAACCAUAAUGUGAUUCUUUCGUCCGGUGAAUGUGUCUGGGCGACACAGUAUCCCGAGAUACAGAAGGCCUGCUUCCUGAACCGCGUUUGCCAGUACGCACCGCCACGCGAGCUGCGCGUACAGAACGUGGAACCGAUACUGCAGAAUGGACCCACCUGUGGAUUAACAGCCCUAAGCAUGAUCUUCGAUGGGGCACCGUCAGCGACGGCAUUGCUGGAACUGGCCGUUGCCCGCGGCUACUCGAACAACGGUGAAAUGUUUAGUGCGCGCCAGCUGAACGAACUGUUCGAACAGGUGCUGGAGGAAAACCGCCAUCUGGUCGAGUAUAAACCCGUCACCCACACGCUGGUCGGUGGUUGGAUGGAUGAUCCGAACAUCCAGGUCAAGCUACGCCUCGGAGCAAUGUUUCUCGUACCCUACGACCCGGACAAGAACCAUACACCCUGCCUGAACAAAGGACACCGUGCCCAUUGGGCACUCGUGGUCGGGUAUCUCAUCGAUCAAUUUGACGACUUCUACGUGUUUGCACGCCAUGGAAAAACGAAAAACCUCGCCAUAUGGUCACUGCGGGACCUUUCCCGGAGCAAUGGUAAUCUAGUCGAGUUCUGCCAACCGGUAGGGCAUCCCAACGAAACCUUCAUCCUGCCCGAGGGCGGCAUGGGUGGAUGCAAUGGAUUGCGAUGUAAAUUCAUCAUGAUCGAACACUACAAGGCAAAGCAUGAGAUCGUACUUUGA